Molecule: messenger RNA, 1022 nt
Organism: Brassica oleracea var. oleracea
Lineage: Eukaryota; Viridiplantae; Streptophyta; Magnoliopsida; Brassicales; Brassicaceae
Product: serine/arginine-rich splicing factor RS31
Exons: 6
Coding region: 108-848 (246 amino acids)
Biological process (GO): mRNA splicing, via spliceosome
Cellular component (GO): nuclear speck
Molecular function (GO): RNA binding
Source: RefSeq, a predicted model, not a curated record
UCAAUAACACACUCGUUAUAAAACCGCGUUCUUCUUCGUCGAGCAUCGUCGUCGUCAUCUAGGGUUUUUCUAAGAUUCUUCAAAGCGAUUCGAUUUCGUCUGCAAGUAUGAGGCCGGUGUUCGUCGGGAACUUCGAGUACGAGACUCGCCAAUCGGAGCUGGAACGGUUGUUCAGCAAGUACGGGAGAGUGGAGCGCGUUGACAUGAAGUCUGGUUAUGCUUUUGUGUAUUUUGAGGAUGAGCGUGAUGCUGAGGAUGCUAUCCGUGGGAUUGACAAUAUCCCUUUUGGCUAUGAGAAACGCAGGCUCUCUGUCGAAUGGGCUAAGGGUGAACGUGGGAAGCCUCAUGGAAAGGCAGCCUCGAACCAGAGGCCUACAAAGACACUAUUUGUCAUCAACUUCGACCCUAUCCACACCAAAGAGCGUGAUAUCGAGAGGCACUUUGAACCCUAUGCUAAAGUUCUCAACGUCCGCAUUAGGCGCAAUUUCGCAUUCGUUCAAUUUGCAACUCAGGAAGAUGCAACCAAGGCCCUUGAAUCUACACAAAACAGCAAGUUAAUGGACAGGGUUGUAUCCAUUGAGUAUGCUUUGAGGGAUGAUGAUGAAAGAGAUGAUAGAUACGCUGCUAGUCCGAGAAGGAGAUCCCCUAGUCCAGUGUACAGGAGGCGUCCCAGUCCUGAUUACGGCCGUCCUCGCAGUCCUGAGUAUGACAGGUACAAGGGUCCAGAUGCUUACGAAAGGCGUAGGAGCCCAGAUUAUGGCCGUCGCAGUCCGGAAUACGGUGGAGCUAGGAGCCCCGGUUAUGACAGAUACAGAAGCCGGUCUCCUGUAUACAGAGGAAGAGGUUGAAGAUGUUGGUUUACUGAAUGUGUCUCUACUAGUGGUUGUGUUUUCUACUUUAGUUGCUAUGCUCUACUAUAUGUGGUUGUAGUUUUUAGUAAUGACAUUAAUCUUUGUUAACAAUUUGAAGGUUGGAUUCUCUCUAAAUCAUUUGCCUAAAUAGAUUUUUAAUAUUCAGAAACA